Molecule: messenger RNA, 1122 nt
Organism: Penicillium malachiteum
Lineage: Eukaryota; Fungi; Ascomycota; Eurotiomycetes; Eurotiales; Aspergillaceae
Product: RHO alpha subunit C-terminal catalytic domain-containing protein
Exons: 1
Coding region: 1-1122 (373 amino acids)
Molecular function (GO): 2 iron, 2 sulfur cluster binding; iron ion binding
Source: RefSeq, a predicted model, not a curated record
AUGUCCUUCUUGAGGAAUUUCUUCGGUACCACGCCCAUGCCGGCGAAGGAGGAGAAGACGGCUGUCCGCGCUCUUCCUGCUUCGUGGUACACAUCUCAAUAUAUGUAUGAGCUGGAACGACGAUCCAUCUUCUCUCGGAAGUGGCUUCUCACUACACACAAGCACCGUGUGUCCAACCCCGGCGAUUCUGUUGGAUACGACGCUGCCGGCUUCGAGUUCAUCGUUCUGAAGGAUCACCAAGGAAACAUCAGCGCCGUUCACAGUGAUGACCUGACUCCCAUCCACAUGCAUAUCGACCGCAACGGCUUUAUCUGGGUCAACCUUGAUGCCGCCGAGACGCCCGAAGUAGCCUGGAACGACGAUUUCGAAGGCGUCGACGAGCAGCCUCGAUUCGAUCACUACAAUUUUGAAGAGUACAACUUCGAUCACACCUGGGACAUGGAAGGCGAAUUCAACUGGAAGAUUCUGGCCGAUAACUAUAACGAGUGCUACCACUGCCAAGUAGCGCACCCGGAUAUCCCCACAAUCGCGGAUCUAGCCUCCUACUACGUCAAGACCAAGGACGGCCACAUCCAGCACUAUGGAGCGCAACGUGACGACCAGAUCGCUCAGGGAUUCCGAAUUGCCACAACUUAUUUCUGGCCCAAUGCCUCUUUCAAUAUUAGCCCCAACUUCUUCUUCAUGCAGCGGUUUACCCCGACAAGCCCGACCAAGUGCACUAUGCGUUACGAGGUCUACCGACACAAAGAUGCUACUGAUGAGGCAUUCAAUCUUAUCAGUGAUAUGUACAAGCGUAUCAUGUCUGAGGAUAAGUACCUCUGCAUCCUUUCCCAGAAGAAUCUCAAUGCUGGUGUCUUUGUCAACGGUGAGCUCCACCCUGAGAUGGAGAUGGGCCCGCUUCAUUUCCAGAAGACUGUGCGCGAUGUGGUGAAAGAGCAUCAUCAGAAGGAGAGGGAGGCUGGCCAUGAGAUCUGGCCUGCUGCUGAGCGCUCUCAUAAGAGUACUGCUACCGAUCAAGAUACUGCUGCUUCUCUUCGCACGGCUAUUGAAAACUGGACCGCGGAGAAAAAUGAGUUGAAGGAUUCACUGCAAAGUAAUCUUCCAUCGGUUAUCAUUGUGUAA